This is a messenger RNA of Micromonas pusilla CCMP1545, 925 nucleotides long. RefSeq names its product photosystem I subunit XI, chloroplast precursor (gene PSAL). Lineage: Eukaryota; Viridiplantae; Chlorophyta; Mamiellophyceae; Mamiellales; Mamiellaceae. Gene Ontology annotation, cellular component: photosystem I; chloroplast thylakoid membrane; photosystem I reaction center. The transcript is spliced from 4 exons. Bases 1 to 621 code for a protein of 206 amino acids. Gene Ontology annotation, biological process: photosynthesis. The record is from RefSeq and is a predicted model, not a curated record.
AUGGCCGCCAUCGCCUCCAUGUCCGUCGCCGCGCGCGUCGCCGCGCCCAAGGUCACCGCCCGCCGCUCCUUCCUCGGCAAGGGCGUCUCCGGCCUCGCCCCCGCGCGCGCCGCCAAGGCUUCCGUCGUCGUGCGCGCGGCCGCGGAGAAGGCCCAGGUGAUCAAGCCGAUCAACGGCGACCCGUUCAUCGGCAUGCUCGAGACCCCCGUCACGUCCGCGCCGAUCGUCGCCAACUUCCUCUCCAACCUCCCCGCGUAUCGCACCGGCGUCUCGCCGCUCACGCGCGGCGUCGAGGUGGGCCUCGCGCACGGCUUCUUCCUCACCGGCCCGUUCAUUAAGCUCGGCCCGCUCCGCGGCACCGACGCCGCCGAGCUCGCGGGGUGCCUCUCCGGCGCGGGGCUGGUCAUCAUUCUCACCGCGUGCCUCUCCAUCUACGGCGCGACGGCGUUCCAACGCGACGAGAUCAUCGGGGUCAAGACCCUCUCGGGGCGCGACAUCUCGCGCGACCCGGUGCAGAGCGAAGACGGCUGGGCGAAGUUCACCUCCGGCUGGCUCGUCGGCGGCCUCUCCGGCGUCGCGUGGUCGUACUUCCUCACCCAGGUGCUCCCGUACUACUCUUAAGUCGGCGGCGAGUCGAUGAGUCGACGAAGAGUCGACGAAGAGAGAGGCGGGACGCGCGGCGACGGUUGACGAGACGACGACGACGACGCGAGUGCCGAAAGAAUGAUGAGAUCGGAAGAGAGAGGCGCGGAUGGGCGCGGCCGGGCGCCGGCGGGGUAGUUUAGUGAGGCGGCGGGCGGAGGGAGAGAGGUCUCCCUCGCCCGUCGAGUGUGUGACGUGUCACUUGUAAUAGUCCAAUUUCGUUACGACGAGCGAGCUCCGAGCGAAAGCUCUCGAGUCGGCGGCUUCGCGUUGUGUGAUGUGA